Molecule: messenger RNA, 1026 nt
Organism: Contarinia nasturtii (swede midge)
Lineage: Eukaryota; Metazoa; Arthropoda; Insecta; Diptera; Cecidomyiidae
Gene: eIF3f1
Product: eukaryotic translation initiation factor 3 subunit F-1
Exons: 4
Coding region: 46-921 (291 amino acids)
Biological process (GO): translational initiation
Cellular component (GO): eukaryotic translation initiation factor 3 complex, eIF3m
Molecular function (GO): translation initiation factor binding; metallopeptidase activity; translation initiation factor activity
Source: RefSeq, a predicted model, not a curated record
ACACAGCGGUAUAACUACACUUGUAGCAGAAGAAACACACAGUCCAUGUCCACGCAAUUUUUUUACAAAAUGAACGCAUUAAGUCUUUCUGUAAAAGUUCAUCCAAUCGUUUUAUUUCAAAUUGUUGACGCAUUCGAACGACGUAAUGCAGAUUCACAGCGUGUAAUUGGAACAUUACUAGGAUCAGUCGACAAAGGUGUUGUUGAGGUUACAAACUGUUUUUGUGUACCUCAUAAGGAACACGACGAUCAAGUUGAAGCUGAACUUAGCUAUGCAUUAGAUGUUUAUGAACUGAAUCGCCGGGUGAAUCCAUCAGAAAUCAUUGUUGGUUGGUGGGCUACUGGUCAUGAAGUAACUAAUCACAGUUCAGUUAUCCAUGAGUAUUAUGCUCGUGAAUGUAAUAAUCCUGUGCAUUUGACGGUGGAUACCUCUUUGCAAGGUGGUCGUAUGGGAUUGAAAGCAUAUGUUUGCAUCAAUUUGGGUGUUCCAGGAGGAAAGAAUGGCUGUAUGUUUACACCAAUAAAUACCGAAGUCACUUAUUAUGAGCCAGAAGUGGUUGGUUUACAACUAUGUGAAAAAACAAUUGCUCCACCAUCGAGCCGUUUGAAGAACGUAUCGCCAAUGCUCGAUUUGGCCCAAGUUUCGGAGGCGUCUUCGAAGUUGUCUAAUCUUCUUGAAGAACUUCUGACAUAUGUUGAAGAUGUGCUUAGCAGCAAGCAACCACCAGACAAUGCAGUUGGUCGAUCGCUUCUCGAUCUAAUAAAUUCAGUUCCACACAUGAAUACUGAUCAAUUUGCCCAAAUGUUCAAUUCCAACGUUAAAGAUUUGCUUAUGGUGAUCUCUUUGUCUCAAUUGAUCAAGACACAACUUCAACUUAAUGAAAAAUUAACAUUCUUCUCUGCAUCCAUUGGAAAAAACUGAUCACUCAAACUAAAAUUGGUGGCAAAUAGCAGUAUGUGGAUAUCAAAAAUGUACAGUGUACACUUUGUUAAGAGAAAAUAAAAGAACUUUUGCUUAACAACUAUA